AUGGAUCUUGCCAGCCUGAUGAAUGGUGCUCCUAAGCCCUACACCGCGACCUAUGGCAAGCGUCCACACCAAACCCCUCCCUCCCCACCAGUGGAAGAACAGCCCAAGUGUUCGUUGCCCUCGAUCUCGACCCUGCUGGAGGGUGCCGAUGGCGCUCAGCACGCAGCUAAGCGCCAGCGCAUGAGCCCAGUCUAUCAAGACCGCCCCGUCCACCUCCCACCCACGCCACCAUUGCGCCCGGGUUCGGGGUCCGGUCACCGCGUGCACUCCCCAUCUGAGCGCAAGCCAGAUACUCUGCCGCACCGCUCCUCCAUCUCCAGCACCGGUUCUGCGCCAUGUGCUCCUCGAGCUGCCGGCCCAUACGCCUCGCCAGCUCCCAGCGUCUCAUCCUACUCCUCCACGGAAGCCCCGGCGCCAAUGUACUAUGCGCCUCCAUCAACGGCCACCUACCAACCCCCCCCUGCCCGCCACCGCACCCAUCAUCACCACUACUUCCCUCCGUCCACCGCGGCGCCGUACCAGCAGAACCAUGACCGGUACAUCUGCCGUACGUGCCACAAGGCCUUCUCGCGCCCUUCGUCUCUGCGCAUCCACUCGCACUCGCACACGGGCGAGAAGCCCUUCCGCUGCACCCACGCGGGCUGCGGCAAGGCUUUCUCUGUGCGCAGCAACAUGAAACGCCAUGAGCGGGGCUGCCACUCCGGUCGUCCGGCGGUUCCUGCGACGCCUCUUGUGGUAUAA
Messenger RNA from Penicillium chermesinum, 741 nucleotides. RefSeq names its product C2H2 finger domain transcription factor mtfA. The record is from RefSeq and is a predicted model, not a curated record. Gene Ontology annotation, molecular function: DNA-binding transcription activator activity, RNA polymerase II-specific; RNA polymerase II cis-regulatory region sequence-specific DNA binding. Bases 1 to 741 code for a protein of 246 amino acids. The transcript has 3 exons. Gene Ontology annotation, biological process: regulation of transcription by RNA polymerase II. Gene Ontology annotation, cellular component: nucleus. NCBI's taxonomy places the organism in Eukaryota, Fungi, Ascomycota, Eurotiomycetes, Eurotiales, Aspergillaceae.